Messenger RNA from Galleria mellonella (greater wax moth), 1077 nucleotides. RefSeq lists its product as uncharacterized. Gene Ontology annotation, cellular component: spindle pole. Gene Ontology annotation, biological process: mitotic cell cycle; establishment of meiotic spindle localization; spindle organization. The record is from RefSeq and is a predicted model, not a curated record. NCBI's taxonomy places the organism in Eukaryota, Metazoa, Arthropoda, Insecta, Lepidoptera, Pyralidae. The coding region runs from base 1 to 1077 and encodes 358 amino acids. Gene Ontology annotation, molecular function: protein binding. The transcript is spliced from 2 exons.
AUGGCUACCGUGAGUCGUUUUCUGCCGACAGCUAAUGAAUUUUACGCAGAAUUGCAAAAAUGUGUUGAUCUAUGUGAAGUUCGACGCCAUAAAAGAUUUUUAGCAGUAUUGUUACUACAACGUAUGGCAAGAGGUUAUCUAAUAAGAAAACACAUAGCGUGGCUAUCAAAGAAUGCUACUAUAAUACAAUGCGCUUUUAGAAUAUAUAGGGCUCGCAAAAUAUAUAGAGCAGCACUGAGACGAGCAGUUCGGAAUAAGCAUGCCAAAUAUUAUGCUCGAGCAGCUACAAUUAUUCAGGCUCUCUAUCGUGGAUAUUAUUCAAGACGGACGAAGUUUUGUUACCGUUCGUAUCGUCGUUGGUUAGCAACUGUCACGGAACGUGGUGAAAGGAGAGCUGCCGAAGCGAUGGAAUUCGGGGUUCGAAGCAGAGCUGAUGAUUUGAGAAUCUUGGAAGAAGAAGCGCGAAAGUGGCUGGCUUUUAUCGUAUUUAAAUUGCACCACCUAUUAAGAACUUAUGUUUGUGCGGGUGUAUAUUCUCAAUCGGAAACAACAGAACUUUCUGAAUUUGAAAAACUGUUAAAAUCGAUCCAUUACAAGGAAUAUAUGAAGAGAUUAAAACGCAAAUAUGAUGAAUUUGUUAGAAAGCACCGACCCAGAUUUUCAAACAAAAGAUUAUUCCCAGUAAUUGGAGAUGGUGCUGAUUAUUGGUAUUUAUCAUUAGCCGAAAUGUACGAAUUGACAACGCCUGAAGCCAAACGUUUAGAUACUAGGCACCUGACACUUCAUCAUGGUCCGCAGCAUAAGCGUCCUUUUUUGUGGAAGAGGUUGCGUCCACCGAGUCCUGAUAAAGGUAGGGGUCCUUUUACUCCACCGCGUUCACCUUCAAUUAGAAGUCCAUCACUACCAGCACCCACUCCUGCACCUGGCGGUGACACUUACCUCCAAAAAGAUCCAAGAUUUCAUCUAUACGUAAAACAUUACACCCCCCAACCGGCCCUUUUCGACUACGUUGACUUUCAUAUAAACGUACUGCUCACUCGAAAAUGUUCUAUAGAGAAUAUAAAUAAAGAAGCCUAA